Antechinus flavipes (yellow-footed antechinus) is the source of this 3648-nucleotide messenger RNA. RefSeq names its product TRAF3 interacting protein 2 (gene TRAF3IP2). The transcript is spliced from 11 exons. Gene Ontology annotation, biological process: humoral immune response; positive regulation of canonical NF-kappaB signal transduction. The record is from RefSeq and is a predicted model, not a curated record. NCBI's taxonomy places the organism in Eukaryota, Metazoa, Chordata, Mammalia, Dasyuromorphia, Dasyuridae. The coding region runs from base 650 to 2344 and encodes 564 amino acids.
AGUAGGGCUUUCUCCUGGGAGCGGUGAUCCAGAGGGAGUUGCCAUGGCCGCUAAAGUCCCACUGGCAUUCCUCCACUCAGUUUCUUUAGUCCUGGACGCCUAGAGGAAGAGGAAACCUAAUUGGUCACUGGACUUUUCUAGUCCAUGAAGGAGGUUUCGGUUUUAAGAAAUAAAGUGACUUAGCUGUAGGUUCACUCCCCCACAGGAAAAUAUUGAGACAGAGCUUUCUAGUUCUCAGUUGUGAUUUGCAUACAACUUCCACUUCCUGAUUCAAAGCCUGUUCUGCAACUUACCUGAGACUAGACAGGAUAAGGAGAGAAAGAGAGAGAAAGAGAGACAUCCAGAGCAACCCAAAUCCCGAGGACGCUUUAAGGAGUGAGAAGAGAGAGGAGGGAGAGAGAGGGACCCUCCUUUCUUUGCCUCUUUCCAUCCCCCGGGCUGUCAGGCUUCUUCCAUUCUGAUCAUGAGAGUCUCCCAAACACUGAGCUAGCUCUGGCAAUGCGUGUAUCAACCUCAUUAUCAAUGUGUGCAUCCCUGGAAAAUAUCCUGCCAAGGCUGUUAUUUCUUUAUGGAUUCCAAACACAUAUGAAACACUUCAAACACUGAUUGUGCUGUGAGAUUUGAUCUGCUCACCACUCAAAUUGGAAAUAUGACUUCAAUUGCAGAAACUAGAAUGAGCCGGAGCAUUCCUGUUGAGGUGGAUGAAUCUGAGCCAUACCCAGUUCAACUGAUGAAACCAUUCCAGGAAUAUUCAAUGGAAGGGGAAUUUGAACUGCCUGCUCCAAAUGAUGGCAACAUGGUACCCAGUGGCUCCUACCCACCUGAAUCUUCUUGCACUUCUCCAGGAGACCCGUCUCCAUCCCAUAAGACCCAAGAGCUCACAAACCACUACUGGCUCGCAGAACAUCAGGACAGACAUCUGCGUAAUAAGAUACUAGAAGAGUGUGAAUAUAGUUUCUGGAGGAGACACGCAGAUCCUGGGAAAGAUUUCCCCUCUAGUUCCUCAGCUACCAGUGAGUCAGUGGUUGGAGCACUCUCCCCUAAGCAUCCGUUUUCACUUAUGGAAAAACGCAAUCAGCCGCUGGGAUCUCAGCUUUCAGCUGCUUCUCCUGACACUGGCCACGACUCAGGCAAAUCAGACCAAAGUUUACCUAAUGUGUCAGCAGACUCCCUUGGCAGGAGCCAAGAGAAUGCGCAUAGACUCCAGGCCCCUGGGAACCGAGGGCCACCGAAUUUGCCCACAGUAGACACUGGGUAUGACUCUCAGCCUCAGGAUGUUCUAGGUAUCAGACAGUUAGAAAGGCCCUUGCCCUUGACAUCAGUGUGCUACCCCCAAGACUUCCCCAGGCCUCUUAGGUCCAGAGAUUUUGUCCAGGUUGGACCUCAGAGAUACCCGGGAUGUGUACAGAUGCUGCCUCCUGAUCCUUCUCCACAUGCUCAGUGGAACUAUCAGUAUCAUGGUCCAGGAGAGCCAGAUCACCGUGUUCCAUAUGGCCAAGAGUACCCCAGGGCAGCCUACCAGCAAUUGGUACAGCCAGCCCAGCUGGUGCCAGGCCUUCCCGGACCCGGUGGAAGAGACUUCCAUCCUCCUGUUCAAAAAGUCAUCCUGAAUUAUCCCAGUCCUCAGGGACAAAGAGACUAUUCUUCUCCAGUGCCCCCAAGAUACCAGGGUCAAAUAUAUAACCAGCCACCUCCCCAAGCUGCUGCUCAGGAUGAAUCAUAUGAGUAUCCUGCUGACUACAGAUCCCAGAUUAACCAGAUUCCUUCCCCAGUUGCCAUCCCAAGACCCUCCAGUACACCUGCCAUCAGAGGAACUUUGAAAACAAGCAAUUUGCCAGAAGAACUGCGAAAAGUCUUCAUAACCUACUCUGUGGACACAGCUGUGGAAGUCGUGAAAUUUGUGAAUUUUUUAUCAGCAAAUGGAUUUCAAACUGCUAUAGACAUAUUUGAAGAUAGAGUCCGAGGCAUCGACAUCAUCAAAUGGAUGGAGCGCUACCUUCGUGAUAAGACAGUGAUGAUAAUCAUUGCAAUCAGCCCCAAAUACAAACAGGAUGUGGAAGGAGCAGAGUCCCAGCUGGACGAAGAUGAGCACGGCUUACAUACCAAGUACAUCCACAGGAUGAUGCAGAUUGAGUUCAUAAAACAAGGAAGCAUGAACUUUCGAUUCAUCCCAGUGCUCUUCCCCAACGCUAAAAAGGAGCAUGUGCCCACAUGGCUGCAGAACACUCACAUUUACAGCUGGCCCCGGAAUAAGAAGAAUAUUCUACUUCGGCUACUGAGAGAGGAGGAGUAUGUCCCUCCUCCAAGAGGUCCUCUGCCCACACUACAAGUGGUGCCCCUUUGAAGCCGCCCAAGAGUGUGGGGCAAAAGAUUCUGCUGCCUUCAUUUAGACUGGAUACCAUGGCACUCCUGGAUCUGGGAUCUGAGUGGUGGAAGCAGACUCACGCUGAUAGCUGUUUCCCACUUGUUCCCUGGGCACGGCAAUGAGUAAUUUCUCUUGAACACUUGUCCCCGCUCAGCAUCCAAAUGGCCUCUGUCACUAAUGCUGAAGCAGAAGCAACAUGUACCUCCCUGGGUUCUUCAACCUACUGCCAGAUGGGAUAUAAAGAUUUUUUUCCCCUCUUAAAAUCACCUAGGGCAUUUCCCUUAGCACCUUCACAAAUAGAUACUGUAAAUGAUAUCGCAAUAACUGUAGACUUUGACAGAUACUUCUUAUUUGCUUAAGAACUUUUCCCUGUUUAGCCAGAUGUAUUUUUAUUAUCCUUAAAACAAAAGAAUUUAAUGUACAACACAAUAAAAUGUUUACUUUUGUAAGGCUGGGGCUCAUAUAUCUCUAGGGUAACGUGGAAGAGGGCACCUAUUCAAUGGUGAAUCAAAGAGAUGUCUCCUGGAAGCAAACACAAAAUAAGUAAGACAUAAUAUCAGAUACAAUAGCUCAGACUCUCCUGAAUGAUAGGAUCACAGUAAAUUAGACAGACAUUCUUCUAACAUCCUCAUUGGCACACUCUAGCAGUUCAGAUUUUAAAAAUACCAUAUGGUCCUCAGCCCAGUCAUGAUUUGUAUGGAAUUUCUCUAUAUCUAGGGUCUAUAUUUAGAGUUUGUGUGGGUAAAAGUAAACAGUUAGGUGGUAUAGUAGAUAGAGCACUGAGCUUGAAAUUAGAAAAAUUCAUCUUUGUGGAUUCAAAUCUUGCCUCAGACUCUAGCUUUGGGGACAAGUUACUUAACCCUGUUUGCCUCAGUUUAUUCACCUGUAAAAAAAAGCUUGGAAAAAGUAAGAUAAGCCAUCCCAGUACUUUUGUCCAAAAAAAAAAAUCUAAAUGGAAUCAUGAAGAAUCAAACCAACUGUAACAACUGCACCAUAGCAAAAUGUGCAGUAAUAUGUAAAAUAUGAAUGGUUUGUAGCAUACCUUACCCAAUACAACUAAAAACUUUCUAUUUUUCUAUUAUCUAGGGGGCUCCUUGAGGCAGAAACGACAUAGAGUAUAACCUGGAGUAUAUUGGCCUGGCACCAAGUUUUGGUUAAAUUGUCAGUGUAAGCAUUUAUACCUCAGAAAUCAGUAAACUAUUUACAGGUGUUCAUUUGAUUGUUUUGUUUGUUUUCUAGACUUAAGAAAGUAUUGGAGUAAAUGUGAUGCAUGUUAAAUUUAA